AAAAUUUGUUGUUUUGCCCAAGAAUGUGAAGAAAGAUCUAGCUGAGCGUUGGAGCCUUGCGGAGAUUCUUGGGAUUCCAACCAAUGAUCCAAACCUCAGUGUCAGAAACAGACUCUGCAGGAUGAAUAUUCGAGUAUGGACACACUGUAUCCCGGCAGCCUGCCUCCAGAACUCCGGGUGAAUGCAGAUGAGCCUCCAGGGCCUCCUCAGCAAGUUGGACUUGUCUCAAUUCCAUCUAGAGCCCAAAACUCAAAAUCCAGAGACCCUGAAAGACAUCCAGUCCUCUUCACUCCAGGAAGAAGCCCCAGCACAGCUUCCACAGCUCCCUCAGGAGGUAGAACCUUCAACCCAGCAGGAGGCCCUGGCUCUGCCUCCAGAGUCCUCUGUGGAGAGUCUAGCUCAAACUCCACUGAAUCGUGAAGUGACAGUUCAACCUCCAGGUGAGGAUCAAGCUCAUUAUAACUUGCCCAACAUUACAGUUAAACCUGCAGAUGUGAAGGUUACGAUGACUUCAGAGCCUAAAAAUGAGAGAGAAUCUUCCCAAGCCCAGCAGGAGGCCCCAGUUCAGCCUCCAGAGGAGGUGGAACCUUCUGCAACCCAACAGGAGGCCCCAACUGAGCCUCCAGGUCCUCCUAUGGAGCCUGAACUUUCCCCCAGUGAACAGGAGCAGCCAGCUCAGCUUUCUGAGUCUUCUGGGGAGGUUGAGUCUUCUCCAGCCCAGCAAGAGACCCCAGCUCAGCCCCCAGAACAUCAUGAAGUCCCAGUUUCACCUCCAGGUCACCAUCAAAUGCAGCAUUCAGAUUUUCCCAAUGUCUCUGUUAAGCCUCCAGACGUGCAGCUCACCAUAGCAACAGAGCCUAGUGCAGAGGUGGAAACUUCUCCAGUCCAUCAACUCUCGGCCAGGUAAUGAUGUAGAACCUCCCACCAUCCAGCACGGGGACACACCUCUGCCUCCAGUGUCAUCAGAAGAGGCUGGACAUUUAGCAGUUCAAGAGGAGACUUCAGUUCAAUCUCCAGAACCUAUUAAUAGAGAUUAAUUAAUGAGAACCCCUCUCCGACCCAACAGGAGGCUGCAGCUAAGCAUCCACAGACCGCUGAGGAGGGCG
Symphalangus syndactylus (siamang) is the source of this 1106-nucleotide messenger RNA. RefSeq names its product leucine-rich repeat-containing protein 37A3-like. The record is from RefSeq and is a predicted model, not a curated record. NCBI's taxonomy places the organism in Eukaryota, Metazoa, Chordata, Mammalia, Primates, Hylobatidae.